Molecule: messenger RNA, 827 nt
Organism: Gossypium arboreum
Lineage: Eukaryota; Viridiplantae; Streptophyta; Magnoliopsida; Malvales; Malvaceae
Product: vetispiradiene synthase 3-like
Exons: 3
Coding region: 217-612 (131 amino acids)
Molecular function (GO): magnesium ion binding; terpene synthase activity
Source: RefSeq, a predicted model, not a curated record
AAUAUUGAUGCUAUAGAUGAACUUCCAACAAAUUACUUGAAACUUGUUUACGAGACUAUCUUAAAUAUUCACAACCAAGUCAAGGAUAAGGUGGAAAAGGAAGGGAGAUCCUAUGCCGUUUCCUACACUAUAAAUGAGUUCAAGAAAUUAGCAGAAGCCUGUUUUGUUGAGCGACGUUGGGUGCAUAGAAGUUAUGUGCCAACAUUUGAUGAGUAUAUGGACACUGCAUAUCAAUGGCUGAUCAAUACUGAUAACAAACUUCACAAAGCCGUGAACAAAAUUGCUCGUCUCUAUGAUGAUAUCGCAACUAAUGAGGAUGAAGAAAAGAGGGGACUGGUUUGUGGAACCAGUUGUUACAUGAAACAAUAUGGUGUUACAAGACAGGAAGCGGUCGAAGCUUACAGGGAAAUGAUUGAGGUUGCUUGGAAAGACAUGAACGAAGGUUGUCUUAAACCAAUGCCUGUCUCAAACAAAAUUGCGGUGCGAGCUCCUAACGUUGCACGUUUAGUGUUGGUUCUUUACAAGAAAGACGAUGGAUUCACAAGGCCUGAACUAUCUUUGAAAGAUGCCAUCGCCAAACUGCUCAUUCAUCCCAUACCCCUUUGCCAUUAAAUCAAGCCUAACAACAGCUUCUCAGAGAAACUCAAACUCGGAUUGGUUGUAUGCCAUUAGCAGUGUUCCUUAUAUUUUUAAUUUACUCCACUCUACAUCAAUUGUUUGCAUUCGGAUUCUUGGAAUAUUAAUCAUAUAUAUAUAAUUAUGAAAAUAUGUAAAACUAAAAUAGCUUGCAUUAAUCUAAGCUGAUUUAUUUUCUUUGAUUUAAAUAA